This is a messenger RNA of Cygnus atratus (black swan), 3654 nucleotides long. It is a transcript of the gene RAB4A, whose product is annotated as RAB4A, member RAS oncogene family. The transcript is spliced from 8 exons. Gene Ontology annotation, molecular function: GTPase activity; GTP binding. The coding region runs from base 89 to 745 and encodes 218 amino acids. Gene Ontology annotation, cellular component: postsynaptic recycling endosome. Lineage: Eukaryota; Metazoa; Chordata; Aves; Anseriformes; Anatidae. The record is from RefSeq and is a predicted model, not a curated record. Gene Ontology annotation, biological process: Rab protein signal transduction; regulation of endocytosis.
GGCGGGGCCCGGCCGCGUCCCUCCCGGCGGCGGUCCGCGGGCGGCAGCGCCCUGCCCGGGCCCGGCGGGGAGCCGGGGCGCUCCCGGCAUGUCGCAGGCCGCCAUGUCCGAGACCUACGAUUUCCUGUUUAAGUUCUUGGUCAUAGGAAAUGCUGGAACUGGAAAAUCCUGUUUGCUACACCAGUUUAUUGAAAAGAAGUUCAAAGAUGAUUCAAAUCAUACAAUAGGAGUGGAAUUCGGUUCAAAGAUCAUAAACGUUGGUGGUAAAUAUGUAAAAUUGCAGAUAUGGGACACAGCAGGACAAGAGAGAUUCAGGUCUGUAACAAGAAGUUACUAUAGAGGCGCUGCAGGUGCUUUGCUUGUCUAUGAUAUAACCAGCCGAGAAACCUACAAUGCGCUUACUAAUUGGUUGACAGAUGCAAGAAUGUUAGCAAGUCAAAAUAUUGUAAUAAUACUGUGUGGAAACAAAAAGGAUCUUGAUGCAGAUCGUGAAGUUACUUUUUUAGAAGCAUCCCGGUUUGCACAAGAAAAUGAGCUGAUGUUCUUGGAAACAAGUGCACUAACAGGGGAAAACGUUGAAGAGGCCUUUGUACAGUGUGCAAGAAAAAUACUCAAUAAAAUUGAAUCAGGAGAGUUAGAUCCAGAAAGAAUGGGCUCAGGUAUUCAGUAUGGAGACGCUGCCUUGAGACAGCUGAGAUCACCACGUAGAGCACAAGCACAAAGUGCUCAAGAAUGUGGGUGUUAAAGAAGCAAAGCACAAAAUUCCAAAUACUCACUUUAGAUACAGAAGCUCUCGAGAUUUUACAUUGAUUGGUGUGGGUAAGUGAUGGAGUUCCUAUGUAUUUUUCAGCUGUCCAUGUAAAUGGCGUUUGAAGAAACAAAAUUUGAGAGCUAUGCAGUUUUUAAACACGCCUUUCCGCUAUAUACAGACAGAGCAGAUGACUGCUGACAGAAAGGUGCGCCGUGUGCUAUGGGUGGAGGAUUGUCCAUGUGACACAAAAGCCUGUAAAGCAAACCUGAUAAUUCAGUGGACAAUGUUAAGGUGAUACCUGUAUGUAAACAUUUUCCGUUGCCUACUUUUGUUCUUUCAUCUUUAUUUGAAAGCAUUGCUAUAUACUGUAAAUAAUGUAACAGUAAAUUUACAAAGCAUGGUAUGCUUAUAUAUGAUGAUAGAAUGUUGCACUACAAGCAGUUUAAUAUUUUAUUUUUUUAUCAUAUAAACUAAAAUUUAACUGAGGUAGGCUUUGUCGUGUUUGUUGCACAACAGUUUAUAUUUAUGCCAUAUAUUACAAAACCACUGGCAGUGUCAGUAAGAGGUGGCUGUUUGUUUUUCCUUCUUAAUUUGACACAUUCUGACAAGGUGUUUACACAACUGAUUUUCAAUGUAGGGUUAGACCCAUAGUUAACAUUUUGUAACACAUCAAAUUGGAGAAUUCAUCUUUAUUGAAGUUCACAUAUCCUAUUUUAUCAUAAUUCUUAAGUAUCUCUUAAGAUAUUUAAGAAUUUACAAGUUCAGAAAAAUGCUUUUAAAUCUCUCAAAUGGCUGUCAACUGACAUGCAUUCUCGAAUUUUUCUUGGUCCUGAUGUUUUGUUUAGCACUGGUGUCAUGAUGAUAGUAUGUAUAUGUGAACAGAACUGUGCAUCUUCUGUGUGUUUUGUAAUUCUAGUGCAGGGGCAGGGGCUCAUGGAGAACAAUCACAGGAGGAGUUCUAUUUAACCUCUUACUUCUGACUAAGAAAUCAACUAGGGAAAAAUGUCUGGUGAAGCAUACCUGGUAAAGUACAAACUGAACCCCACUGUUUUUUUCCUAAACUAUCCUGAACAUUUGAAGUUUAGAAUACUAAUAUCUUGUUCUUAAACUCUUACAAGGUACAACUAAGAACUUGAAUUGUAAAAUUAGAUUUUAAAAUUAUGAACUUAAAGUCUGCCUUUCUGGAGUUCUACCUUUUUUUGUGUGGAUACUACAAUGCUAUCCACAUUGCUUCCAGAAGACUUGCAUGAGAAGAAAAAAAUAUGAAUAUUAAUGUAGUUCUUUCUUCCUGUGAAGCUCAUCAAGGAAACCUUCAGCCUUGGUGCUAAUUUUUGUAUGUUAAUUAAUUCUUCCCCUGUGCUGCUUUUGUAUGGUGGGGAAGAGGUAUGGAACAAGAGAUUAGGAAUCCUGUUGUCAUUGCUUAGCUGGAGACAAAAGAGAAGAGACUUGCAGAGGGUUCAAGAGGGAAGAGAGAACCACAAGUAUUGCAUACCAUUUUUACAGUGUCAUAACAACUGAUCAGGUAAGAGAUGGGGCUUUUAUGGAGCUGUGGAAAUAAGUUAGUGUUUCUGGAGGUAGCCAAACUCAAACUGCUGGUAGGGAGUGACAUUCCAGUUGUACUCAUAUAAGUAAGUAAAAAUAUCUAUAGUGAUUUCCAACUAGAAAGGGGAUGUUAUCCUGGAAGUGCAAAUUAACACAAAAUAGGUCAUCUGAUCAGAACCCAGGGCUGAAAUUCCAAGGGUAAAAGUGCUUUAUUUUCCUAUACAUAAAUCUUCCCUAUUUAAGGGACAUUGGUCAAAUGCACAUUUAAAAACUAAAUAAGAAAACUAAACCAAGGCUCUAAUUCAGAGGGCAGUUAAUGCACAAGAGCAAGCCAAAAAUCCUACAGAGAGGAGAGGUGUGAGAGGAGAGGUGUACUGUCUUUCAUGGAAUUAGAAUUGCAUGGAAAAAAUAUUGUCCUGACACUUUUGGUUCAAAUAGAUGCUCAUUGCAAAAUUAUACAUCCCUGGCUCAUCUCUGAGUUAAAAGUACAAAAUAAUUAAGUUUGCUAUGUACUAGAAAAGCCUAGGCUUAGUUUUAAAAAGGUUGUAGGGUCUAAAGAUUUUCAUGUUAUAGCUCGCUAUGUAUCAUGUUUUAAGAUUUUCCAGUCCUUUUCCCUUUGUAUACAAGAGUGGCCCUUUGUUUAUACUAGUUCAUGUGAUCAUUUUGGUCAUGUGUCAGUGGUUAAGCAGCAGUAAGCACAGUUUUAUUCUUUAACAAAUUGUCUUAUGCUGUCCCCUUCCCAUGAGGAAGGGAAGAAUACCUUCAUUAUAAUCAGGAUUGCCAGGUUUUUAUAAUUUUCUUAUACUUACACCCUUACUAUAUUAGUGCAUAUUAAACCUGGUUAAUAUACAUGUUUUGUAAAGUGUUGCACCCUUAGGCUGUAUCUCACUGACAUUUAAAAAAAGAUACUUUCUAAAAUGGCAGCUUCUGGGGAGAAUACUGUUGGAAGCAGUAGCUUUCCAGUGUAAGCUGUGCAGUUUACUCUUUUUCCUCUGAGUAUUUUUAUUUCUAAAAAUAAACAUCAUGCCUAUAAGAGCUCUGGAAUCAAUUUUAAGCUUUAACAUUAUAGUUCACACAGCAAACCAAACAUAGCUCACAUAAUAUUAAGUGAUAAAUGUUAAAUUAUAUAUGGUUUUUAGUGUAAAGUUCUUACUUUACCAAAGCAAGAUGGCUUAGUUUUUACACAAAAUACUAGGCACCCAUAUCCUAGGAUUUACUGGAUAUGGAACUUUAACAGUUCAGAGCUUUAGAAGAUUUAAAUGUCUUAUUAAAUCCUGUCUUGCCUUUUAAUGAGGCUGCUGGCCUAUACUAUUUCAUUUCAUGCUUGUAUCUAACACCAAAUAAAGAAUUUUUGAUUUCUA